Messenger RNA from Laccaria bicolor S238N-H82, 2676 nucleotides. RefSeq lists its product as uncharacterized. The coding region runs from base 1 to 2676 and encodes 891 amino acids. The transcript is spliced from 8 exons. The record is from RefSeq and is a predicted model, not a curated record. NCBI's taxonomy places the organism in Eukaryota, Fungi, Basidiomycota, Agaricomycetes, Agaricales, Hydnangiaceae. Gene Ontology annotation, molecular function: zinc ion binding; DNA binding; DNA-binding transcription factor activity, RNA polymerase II-specific. Gene Ontology annotation, biological process: regulation of DNA-templated transcription; DNA-templated transcription.
AUGCCUCCAGUUACAACACCGGAUACACAGGACCACCAAGCUUCAUCCUCGUCGAUGAUGCUCAAGGAACGACGCUUCAAACUGAGCAGGGCGUGUGACCGUUGCCGUCGAAGAAGGAUAAAAUGCGACGAAGGCCACCCUUGUCAAGCAUGCCUAACUGCAGGUUCGUCCUGUACGUUCGAGGAGCCAGGCAAGAGAACACAUCCGCACAAGUCGAAACGCACAGCGACCCUGGAAGAUCGUAUGCACCACCUCGAGACUCUGAUUCAAGCCAUUCCACCUGCUGUCUUCGCGGCUGGUGGGGCAAUUCCUCCAGGACACCCUGCUCUAGAUGGUGCCACCAGCCCCAUAACCCCGUUCAUGUACCCUGCUGGAACACCCUCAGGCGUACCCCCACCUUCACUACACGUAUUCCCUCUAACAAAUCCAUCCACUCAUUUCACGCACGAGCCAAAUGUCGAUGAAAGUCACCACAGUCCCCGACAUCCAUUUUCCUCCCUUCUUGGUUCCCUAUAUCCACAUGCACAUCACCCAGAUCAAGCAACGGCUGGGUCGUCGCGAAUGUCCCUGACGUCAUCGUACCUUUACUUUGACGAUGAAGGAUAUACCAGGUGGCAGGGUGAAACGUCUGGUCUUCCCGUACUCGACUUGUUGGUGGAGCGACAUACUCCUCCCAACAAUAGAGAGCAUCACCACCACCACGCACCUCACCGUGAUGAUACCCAAAACGGUCCCUCCAUCCCAACGGCUGCAAACCCAGACUGGUUCCCCAAUCGACAACCUCGGCGCACUGAUGUUAACCCCCAAACGUUAUGGCGAUUUAUUACAACCUAUAUUGUGCCGGAACUCAUGGACAGUCUCGUCCAGUGCUAUCUAUCGACGUCAUACUAUAUCCUACCUUUCCUUCAUGUUCCUACUUUUCUUGCUGACUAUGGAAAUCCUCAGAAGUGGGCAGAACCAGGUUUUGCCGCUUUUAUCGUCUCUAUUUGCUGUCUUGCUUCGAGGCACCUGGAUGAUCCCCGCGUUCGCGCUGACCCCAAUGACAGUAUUUCUGCGGGCACCCAUUGGUUCGACCUUUUUGCCCGGUUACGCGCUCUCCCCAUUGCCGACCGUCCAACCCUAUACAACAUCCAAGCCAAUCUGAUAGCGGCUGUCUACGCCAUCGGUCUUGGCAAACUCUCGAAAGGGGCCUCGAUACUCGCCGAAGCCGUUACCAUGUGCAUCGACGCUGGGCUGCACCGCUCAGCGGACACAUACGAUCUUUUCGACCCCAUUGAAGACGAAGUUCGGAAACGUACUUUCUGGUGUGUAUAUAUCUGGGACAAGCAACUUGGGGCACAUUUUGGUCGACCUUCACUACUCCGGUUGCGGGAUUGUGAUGUACCGGAGCCAUCACCGGUUGAUGACGAGUUUAUUACACGGGAAUCAGUUGGCGUACCUCCGCCAGGCACGGAGUGUCGACUGAGCGCGUUCAUCGUGUCCUUGCGGAUCAUGGUCGUUCUUGAAUCGAUCCUUGACGUUCCUCCCGCGAGACAAUCCGACGAGUCGUCUUCCUUCUUGUUGAAGGCGGCGAAUGUUUUGUCUGGCGCGCGUAGAUUCAAGGAGAUGCGCGAGGAGGAGGCGCUUUUGGACUGCAUUCAUCAGAAUAUACCUGCCCAUUGGGCUCACUCACCUGAGACCCUCGCCAGUGAAGAUACCAUUCGCUUGACGCAAGCCGAACGCCUGCAUUGUGCCGAGCAAUAUGUCCGGCUUUUAAUCUAUCGACAUCGGUUUUCGGAGCUCGUGGCGGAGAGAACUAGUGGCCCCGUCCAGGAGGAACAGACUGAUGCUGAGAAAGAGGCUCUGAUAUCGGCUCACAACGCUGCUCUGCAGAUUGUCGGCGCUCAUCUGCACAUUGCCAAGAAGGGCCUCAUGACAUACUACGGUGUCCACGUCAUUCAUCAAUUGACCCAGGCUGGGAGAACCUUGGUCGCUAUUUUACUCUGUUGCAAGACGGAAGCGCUUCAGAAUUUGAUACCUCUCGGACUGGACGCGCUUCGCACCUGCAUUGGGCUGCUUCGUCGGUUUAGCGGACGUUACGUCUGCGGCCUUCGAUCAGGGGAUUUAAUGGAAGAAUUUUGUCGACUCACGAAUAUUCCUCUGGAAACAACUCGUCAAGAUGGAGCAGCAGACACCUCUCGGCCACCGUGGAUACGGCCUGUAAGGAAAAAGGCACCCUCCAUUGCGCGUUCGAACAACAGUGGCGACUCUCCUUCCCAUCACAGCAGUCCGGAGGCGUUCACCCCAUCUGAAUUCUUCAAUGACCCGCCCAAAAAUGGAAUUGGGUUCUCCUCAGGCUCGUCCUCUGCCUCGGGGUCAUCUUCGUCUAUUCCUAAUCCAGCACCGCAAUAUUCCAACGGAACUCCGCAGGUUCGACACCCUUCGCCCACGGCGUAUAUGGAUACCUCGUCAGGGGGUCUGGGAAUGGACAUGAUAAGGGAAGACACGCAAAUGUAUAUGUCACCCGGGGAGAUGAUGUCGCUUUUUAGUGAUGGGAAUGUUGAUGUCGGACAUCUCUUCUCUUCCGAAUUCAUACACCAGCAGCAGCAGAAUGACCGUCAAGCUGGGACACCGGUUACGGGGGGCUUUGGUAGCCCUGUGUUCCUCAAAAUGAAUGGGCUGGUAUCCUCGCCAUAA